AUUCUCUAAUAAUAUUAAUAGUGAAGUUCGUCUUGUUGUGGUAUUAAUUUGAGUCCGUUGGAGUAUUCUUGCGCACCGCUCGGUAGCCGUGAUGGACGUGACGCACGCGUGUCGCUGCUGCCUGCGGCGUGCUCCGGACAAGGACCUGACGACGCCGUACACACAUCUCGGCAAAACGGAGAUAUAUGCCGACAUGCUCAAAGAGAGCAUCGAUAUACAUCUGGUGGUGGGCGGCGCGGGCUCGUGCGGCAUCUGCUCGGCGUGCGUGGGCCGCCUACGAGACGCGAGCGACUUCAAGCUGCAAGUGCAGCGCAGCCAGGCGGAGCUGCAGGCAUGGCUGCAAGGAACGAGCAUUAAAGAUGAAGAACCCACAGUCGAGCCAGAAAUGCAGGAUGGAGACGGGACCAGUGUAGAGCCUGUGUCGCAUGAAGAGCCCCUGGUCAAACCAGAGACACUGGAUGAAGAUGGGGCUCCAGAUGAGAUGUUACGUGACAUGCUCCGGCUAAACAUGGCGGCCGGAGACGGGGCGAGCGACGAGGGGGACCCGCUGUUGGUGGAGGAGCGAGCAGUCAAGUCGGAGCUGUCGGACGAGGCGAGUGACGAGGACUGCGUGUCUGCAAUUCUAGAUGCCUGGUAUUUGCUGACGACCUUAAACUCCUGCAGCCAGUGGCUGAUGUUCGAGACUGCAGACUACUUCAGGAAUCUAUUAACAAAGUAG
Molecule: messenger RNA, 718 nt
Organism: Cydia strobilella
Lineage: Eukaryota; Metazoa; Arthropoda; Insecta; Lepidoptera; Tortricidae
Exons: 7
Coding region: 92-718 (208 amino acids)
Cellular component (GO): nucleus
Molecular function (GO): zinc ion binding
Source: RefSeq, a predicted model, not a curated record